Messenger RNA from Lotus japonicus, 1975 nucleotides. RefSeq lists its product as uncharacterized. The record is from RefSeq and is a predicted model, not a curated record. Lineage: Eukaryota; Viridiplantae; Streptophyta; Magnoliopsida; Fabales; Fabaceae. The transcript is spliced from 2 exons. Bases 526 to 1464 code for a protein of 312 amino acids.
AAUUAAUAUAAGAAUUAUUAUUAGAAGAUUAUAUUCAGUAUUAGGAGAUUUAUUCUCUUAUUAGGAGAUUGUGUACAUAAUUAGUUAUUUCCUUAUUUAGGAUUAGUCUUCUUCUAUAUAUAAUGUAAUUACCCUUUGUAUUCUGAUUAAGAAGUAAUAAUACAAUUUCUCCUACUUUCAAGUUGGUAUCAGAGCUCCCGAUCUUGGGAGUUCUGCUUCUGCGAAAAAAACCCUAGCCGUCUUAUUACGGCCCUUUUAUCUGGUAACGUUUCCUGUUUUGCCACUGUUGGCUUAUACCGUUUGGAGGCCUGUGCUCUUCAUCACCGGCCUGCCAUCCUCUGUUCGUUACUCCGAUUGCACAGAGAGGGUUCCCCGUGCCUUUUGGUCUUGUUCUGAGGGUCGUUUCCUCACUUUGUUGGUGUUUUUUCUUGAGAAGCCUUUGGUUCUUCCAUUCAAGGAGAGUGCAAUCUUCUCUGUUUCUGUUAUUUUUCCACUUGUUUCCCUUCUACAGUAACAUCUCUCAGUAUGUCUGGAGACGAGAUUCCCAUACCUAAGGAGAAACUCACUUCUGGAGUGAAAGUCUCUCUUCCACCUUUGACCCACAAAGAUCUUCCGGUAUUACAAGGUUCCUUUCGCUUGGAUGGGCGCAACUACCUCCAAUGGUCUGAGCUCAUCCGUCACACUCUCAUAAGUCGUAAGAAAAUCAGUUAUAUUGAAGAAAAAGCCCCUGCUAAAACUGAUCCACAAUAUGACACAUGGCGUGAAGAGAAUUCUCUUAUUAUGACCUGGUUUUGGUACUCCAUGAUUCCGGAAAUUAGCCGGAAUUAUAUGUUUUUCCCUACUGCUAAGGAGAUUUGGAAUAAUCUGGCACAGGCAUAUUCUAAGAAACAAGAUCUCUCAGCUUGUUAUGAAUUGGAAAAUAAAGUUUUCAAUUCUAAGCAAGGAACUCUCUCCGUGACAGAUUACUAUGGGACCUUGAAUGGUCUAUGGAUUGAAUUAGAUCAGUAUCAAAAUCUGAAGAUGAAGUGUGAUGCUGACUCCACAACAUUGAAUAAAUUUAUUGAAAAAGCGCGAAUCUUUAAGUUUCUCUCUGGGCUUAACUCUGAAUUUGAUCCGAUUCGGGUCCAAGUUUUGGGUAAAGAGCAACUCCCUUCUCUCUCAGAGGUGUUCUUUAUAGUUCGUGGUGAAGAAACUAGGAGGACAGUGAUGGUGGAAGACAAAUCAGUUGAUGGUUCAGCCUUAGCCUCUGGAAAGGGUCCCAUAAAAGGAUCCACCUCUUCCGGACACCCUAACCGUGAUGAUCGCCCCAACCGUGAUGAUCGCUUCAACCGUGAUGAUCUCUUCAACCGUGAUGAUCGUUGCACUUACUGUAAGAGGUCUGGUCACACCAAAGAGUACUGUUUCAAACUUUAUGGAAGGGAAAACGUCCUUAGACGUAUGAGGGGGUCCAAAGGUGCUCCGUAGAGGCGCGCAAAUCACACAACUUCUGACAUGGAAAAUGAUGGUGAAGUCCCACCUGUACCACCAGCAGAAGAUGUCCCUAGCCUUAGCAAAGCAGAAUUGGAGCGUCUGAGAGCUUUUAUGGACUCAUUGAGUAAGCCCUCUGGUUCUUGUUCUCUCACAAUGACUGGAUCUUGCCACGGGACAGAUAAUUGGGAUUGCUAAGGAACAGGACGGGUUAUACUGUCUGCGGCACGAGGAAAGCAAGUGUCAUCAGACGAGUUCAGAGUCCUGGAAUACUUCUCAAAUAUGGUUGCGGCACAAGCGUCUUGGGCAUCCUCCUUUUAGUAUUCUUAGGACCAUGUUUCCCCAUUUAUUUUCAAAAGUGUCAGUCGAAUCUUUUCAUUGUGAUGUUUGUCAGUUUUCUAAGCAUCAUCGUUCAACUUUUCUUCCUAGUAAUAAUAAAUGUGCUCAACCUUUUGAUCUUGUUCACUCUGAUGUGUGGGGACCUUCGUCUAUUUCUAAUGUUUUUGGU